AUGUACCCGCUUGUGAAGGCCCAAGCAGGUGUUUUCGGCAUGGCAGGCAGUUUCAUUGGGAGAAUCUGGCCUUACGCACAAUGGAAGAUUACUACCGCCGACCGCUACGCAGGACAUUUCAAGGCCAAAAACAAAAUUUCCCAAUUCUGUUUAUCAACGGGAAAUAUGACACCUGUACGCCAUUUAGCUCCGCGCAGUCUGCCAGCGAAUGCUGCUCACCCGUGCUGGACAUGGCAUAAAUUCUUCCGUCAUCCUAGUACCUGUACGGCGAAGGCCGUAAGGUCAGAUUUUGUCGACGGGAAGUUGCCCAAGAAGAGGACGGUUUAUAGAGCUGAUCUAGGGGCGUUUGAAGUUUUAGGGUUUGGCGGUGUGGGCGCAGGUAGCCAUUUGGAAGACGAGUUAUGA
Messenger RNA from Blastomyces dermatitidis ER-3, 405 nucleotides. RefSeq lists its product as uncharacterized. The transcript has a single exon. The record is from RefSeq and is a predicted model, not a curated record. The coding region runs from base 1 to 405 and encodes 134 amino acids. NCBI's taxonomy places the organism in Eukaryota, Fungi, Ascomycota, Eurotiomycetes, Onygenales, Ajellomycetaceae.